This is a messenger RNA of Caenorhabditis auriculariae, 2345 nucleotides long. The record is from the annotation of a GenBank genome assembly. Lineage: Eukaryota; Metazoa; Nematoda; Chromadorea; Rhabditida; Rhabditidae.
AUGAGUGCGACGACGGCGUCGUCAUGGCUGGCUCCAGACGACGAGUCGGCGACAUCGACGGUCGUCGGCUACAUUUGCCUUCUUCUGUCCUGCACGGCUUUCGGCACAAUGUUUGUCCCACUGAAACGCGUCGACGCCAGAGAUGGUAGCUUUUCAGUCAUUUUCUCUUUCAUUCAGAAUGAAACCCUAGGAUUUUUUGUUCAAUGGAUCGAGUGUGGCGUGGUCUUCAUCGUCGGCUCUAUUAUCUACUGUAUCCGCGAUUUCCCGACCUUCGAGCCGAUCGCUUGUAUUGGAGGACUUCUUUACGCCACUGGUAAUAAAGUAUUAAUUUUGUUAAAAGUUGAAUUAGAGUUUUCAAAGCUCAAAAAAUCACUAUACUUUUUUAGCCGUGCAUUCGAAUAUUAUCAAUAGUUUUUAAUAUUUUCAAAAAGAAAAAAAAAAGAUACAUCAAAAAGCAAAGGAGACAAGUUAUCAGUUCAGAUCAAUUCUAGGAUUUUAUUUCAAAAUGAACUAUAGAAAAGAUGAAAGUUCAGGGCUUUUUAUCACGAGUUACAGACUUAAAAAUGAUUAUUUGGAAAAAGAUUUUCAGGCAACGUCUUCAGCGUGCCGAUCGUUCAAGGAAUCGGAAUGGGCAUCGGUUUCCUGAUUUGGUCGUCGCUUCAGGUUCCUAGCUCUUCAAGGGAUUUUUCACUCUUUCAAUCAGAUUGCCGUCGGUUGGAGCGUCGCCAGAUUCGGACUUUUUGGCUGGUUGGCACCGACAAAUGUCAAAAGUGACGUCAUGAACUACAUCGGCAUCGCUUUGACGUUGAUUGGGUAAAGGUUUCGGACGAUCAAAUAAGGGCAGAAAUCUUUUUGAGGCCUCCAAGUUCCCCAGUUUAAAUAAUAUAUCGCUGGGGCCAAAAUUAAUUUUGCUCGUUAUUUUUUUCAAUUAUAUUUUUGCACCUUUCCAGAGGAGGUCUGCUGGUUCUUGUCAAGCAGGAACCUGUGAUUCUCGACCCGGUUUCCUACGACUUGCAGCCGUCAACGACAGAAUCGGAGAAGACUCAGGAAAUAUCGUCAGAAUCCUCAAGGAGAGACACAACCAAGGAUUUGAUCAUCAGAAAGAUUCCGUUAGUUAUCUCCAAAACUUUCAAUUUUGAAAAAUUGGGUGUUUCGAUAGUUGAGUUCACAAAAAGUUGCGCUGAGUAAAAUUUCUUCUAAGUCGAAAAACGUCUUCAAAUGAGUUAAAAGAGGCUAGAAAAUUGUUUAGCAAGGUAAAUCUCACAACCAUUCUGAGUAACACCCUAGUGGUCCCUAUAGGGGUUACGGGGAAAAACAUCCUCCAUAGGGCUAAACUUUUUAAUAAGUUUUAAUUUCUAAUAAUUUAUUGAGUUUCAGGACCAACAUUGGUUUUUUUUUUUGGUUGCUAACUUUGAAGAUAUAUUUUUUCGAAAAGGAAAAGGGUUAUCGCUCAGAAUUUAUUUGGUUUGAGUUCCAUAGACCUUCGCUUGACAUUUGAAUAGAUAAACGAUAAAUGGAGGAGAAAAUAAGUACAUUUUCAGUUUUGUCAUCAUGGCGAUGGGUCUUGCGUGCAUGCACGGAUUCAUGAUGUCACCAAUCGAUAUUCUGAAGCAGAAGCAUCCGACCAACGAUAAGUUCAAAGGUUAAACUCUUAUCCUUUUUUUUUCAAAGUAUUCUCGUUAGAAAAAAUUGAGAAAGUAGGAAAAUUUUGGUUGUAAAAGCACCGGAAAAAAGUUUUUUAUUGGCGAUUGUUGAUUGAAAUUGAAUUCAGAGUCGUUAUUUCCUAAUUCAGUCUUCGACUACAUUUUCCCGUUCUACUCAAGUGUGUUCCUGUUCUCAACCAUCUACUUUUUCUUGUACUCCAUCAUUCGCCGGCAAAAGGCUUACAUCGAGCAGCGACUUGUCAUUCCGUCGAUCGGAUAUGGAAUCCUCUGGACCGCCGGUGAAACUUCGACGAAGUCCUUAAGGAACUUCUUUUUGUUGAGGGAUGACUCUUUGGUUCGUCUCUAGUGACCGGUUAUCUCAAGUGGUCGCCUAUCCCAUCACGACGAGGUUGCCGCCAUUGAUCAGCGCCGCUUUGGACGUUUUCGUCUACAAAACUGUUAAGGUCAGGUAUUUCUGAAUCGUCAAAAAGUGGGGCUUUUUUGGAAAUUAGAUUCGCAGAGUUGCGUCCAGUUCUCCAAUUUUUUUUUUUUGGUUUCUGAGAGUCGAUUGAAAACUGGGCUGAAGUUUAAAUUUAACUGAAAUAAGCUUUUUAGGGCACUCGAAAUCUUCUAACCCUUCUGACGGCAGCCACAAUCGCCUUGACUGGCGUCAUUCUAAUCGCACUAUCAAAUCAAAUUUGA